This is a messenger RNA of Phytophthora nicotianae INRA-310, 1338 nucleotides long. RefSeq lists its product as hypothetical. The transcript is spliced from 2 exons. The record is from RefSeq and is a predicted model, not a curated record. Bases 84 to 827 code for a protein of 247 amino acids. NCBI's taxonomy places the organism in Eukaryota, Oomycota, Peronosporomycetes, Peronosporales, Peronosporaceae.
AUCAUACAGACUGUUUUCAACCAAUCAGAUUCAUUGACCACAAUCAUGAUCUUGAUUGUGGCGUCCAUAAAAAAAAAUUGUUUAUGGACGAGAGGGAGUUCGAGUUGAUCUGCUCGCUGGACGCGUUCCCUGAUGCCACGGGGCCGCAACUCUCCGUGUCGGAGGAAACGUUCUCGGUCAUCAAGCGUCAGCUGCUCCAUCACCAAUACCGCUCCGAGUUGCGCCUCCACCGACAGGAAAAGACGUUGAAAAAUUAUGUAGCACGGUAUAGCGCAGGUGAAUCCAUGCGUCAAAUCGCCAAGUCCGUGAGUUUCUCACCGUGUAUGAUGGCGCGCGUGCUGCUGGAUGCCAAGUACGGAUGGAGUAAGACCACGAUCUCCAACUUGUUUAAAGAAGCCAUGAAGGACGAGAGCGAACUGGAGGCGGAUGCGCCUAAUCAUCGAGGUCUCUCAGAGGACGAGUACUCUCGAGUCGUUCGAGAGAUCCGUGAAUGUAUUAGCAAGGACGAGAUCGGCUCGCCGCUGGCUGACCGUAUUCGCCACAAUAUGGGCGUCGAGUACGAGUAUUUGCUGCUGGAGACGUUGCGUAACCGGCAAUUGGUAUUUGAGAGCGAAGAUAUGCUUCGUGAAAAGGGGUUAUCCAAGACACCCGAUGUGAGGCUAUUGUUACCGAUCGGAGUCAAGAGCUCGAAGACCGGGAAACUGCAUGUAGUUAACUGGAUCGACAGCAAGGCCAUGUUCGGAGACAGACACACACAUGAGACGGAGAAUGCCAGUCAGGUGAGUAAAGAACUGCUGAUAUUGGCUUUGUUGCGAGUAGAUGUCUGAAUGUUUGUAUGUGGUAACGCAGCUACAAGGAUAUGUGAAUCGAUAUGGGCCCGGAAUGGUGAUUUAUUGGUUCGGCCACGUCGCAGAGCUCAGCUCCGACAGCGAUAUCCUCAUCACCGACACAUUUCCGCAGGAAAUUUCUCUUCCAGGAGCGUUUAACCCACUUGCAUCCGUCACGAAGGUGCAAGAGGGUACGGAAGUGAAGUUGCAACCCGCCAAGAUCCAAACGAACUUCGAUGACGACUGGAUUCCCGUCACAAUUUGUGAAUUGUAAGAAUUGCAACAAGAGGAAGGCUGCAUGUUUGUUUCUGUGAUAUACUUGUAAUUUAGAGGGAUAUUUACUCAGUCCAACAUGUGCGGGCUACUUGCACAAACUUAUCUGCACCUAUACAUGAAUACUGUCUAGCAAUCUCUUGCAUUGCUAAGCAAAAAUGCUUCCAGCAUCGCUGGUACGAGCUUCUGCGCCUCGCAUUUGCGCUUUCCAAGCGUGGGUGCUCGACGUUGUCCCAUU